Alexandromys fortis (reed vole) is the source of this 4265-nucleotide messenger RNA. It is a transcript of the gene Slc10a7, whose product is annotated as solute carrier family 10 member 7. The coding region runs from base 224 to 817 and encodes 197 amino acids. The transcript has 8 exons. NCBI's taxonomy places the organism in Eukaryota, Metazoa, Chordata, Mammalia, Rodentia, Cricetidae. Gene Ontology annotation, cellular component: plasma membrane. The record is from RefSeq and is a predicted model, not a curated record.
CUCAGUGAGGCUUUCCUGUCACUGGAUACUACUACUCCCAGCCCGCCUCGGAGCCGCCCGAGCCACCCCUCCGGUCUUUAGUUUACGAGUGGCAAUUUGACUUGCUCUGCUGCAUGUCUGGAGGCACCGAGGAAAGCGUGGAGACGCCCCGGGGAUUCGGGAAUCGCAGCUUGGAAAGCCAGCCAGCCAAACAAAUAAACAAAACCCACCCACCCUAACAAAUAUGAGGCUGCUGGAGAGGGCGAGGAAAGAAUGGUUCAUGGUCGGCAUAGUGGUGGCGAUCGGCGCCGCUAAGCUGGAGCCGUCGGUCGGAGUGAACGGGGGACCACUGAAGCCAGAGAUAACUGUGUCCUACAUUGCUGUCGCUACGAUCUUCUUUAACAGUGGACUGUCGUUAAAAACAGAGGAGCUGACCAGUGCGCUGGUGCAUUUGAAGCUUCAUCUUUUCAUCCAGACCUUCACACUAGCCUUCUUCCCAGCAACAAUAUGGCUCUUUCUUCAGCUCCUGUCAGUCACGCCCAUCAAUGAAUGGCUUUUAAAAGGUUUGCAGACAGUAGGUUGCAUGCCUCCCCCUGUGUCUUCCGCUGUGAUUUUAACCAAGGCAGUUGGUGGAAAUGAGGCGGCUGCGAUAUUUAAUUCAGCAUUUGGGAGUUUUCUGGGCAUUGUUGUAACACCACUGCUACUGCUGCUUUUCCUUGGCUCGUCCUCUUCUGUGCCUUUUACAUCAAUUUUCUCUCAGCUUUUUAUGACGGUUGUGGUUCCUCUCAUUAUUGGACAGGAUGUUAAAGAGACAAACCUCUUUACGGAAAUAUAUUAAUUCACUGCGAUAGAAGGUGAACACUGAAGAACCCGAAACCACCUUGAAGAGAAAUAAAUUUUAAAACUCAGGCUUAACAUGAAGAAUUACCCAUCAUGUAUCCUCACUCCAAACUCAAUUUAUAAAUGUAAAGACAGAAAAGAAAGAAAAAGCAGAAAAAUUCAUUGACCAAAAAGAUUAAGAAAACCAAAAUGAUGAAUAUUGCCCACUUCAGAGUCAUCUUGGUCUAUCAGCAUUUUUCACUAAGAUAUGUCACUUUUACUGGGUUCCAGUGUGAAGUCAUGUUGCAGUUGAUAUGAAACAGAGCUUAUUGGAAAUGCAGUCAAGUUUAAUUUUCCCAUAGCCUUGCCAGCUUUUUAAUUUAAAAUAACAAAAAUUAAAGUAUUAAAGAUGAAACAAUAAAAUGAAAGCUUUCCUGUGGGAGACUCACACGUACCCCUUCCCUACUGGGAAAAGCAAAUAAGCUAAUGAGGAUUUGUUGCUUAAUUUUUAAUGCCCAAGUUUCUCUGAACACUGGGAACAAAUGAAUUUAGUAUAAGUUCUAAACAGAUAUACCUGGCCACCUCACCUGAAUGCCUCUUCCCACUGCAUCUCCAUUGUCUCUGUUCCUGAGGAUUCUCUCAUGGGACAGUCUCAGGAUAUGGUGAUCUCUCUAGCAAAGGUUUGGUUCCUGUAGGGUGUCUAAAACUGCCCAUAAGGCCCCAGUCUGGAGAACUUUUAGAUGACACAAAUUCUUUGGUUUUGCUUUGAGACAGGGUUUCUCUGUGUAACAGCCCUAGCUGUCCUGGAACUUGUUCUGUUGACCAGGCUGACCUCAAACUCCUCAAACAGAGAUCCACCUGCCUCUGCCUCCUGAGUGCUGGGGUUAAAGGCGUGCGCCACCACUGCCUGGCAGGCACAAAGUCGUAAGAAACGGAGUAUGACUAUGAACUGAGGGAUGGGUCUUCCUGGAACUCGUGGCCUCAUCUGUGAGGCCAUCAGCAAUUCCUUCCUCAGAUCACCUCUCUGACUACACAGUGCAAAAGCAGUAGCUCUGGGAAUGGCAUCUGAAGCAAGAUGGAAAGGCUCCUUGGAGCUGGAAAGAAAGAUGGAGAACAAGGCCAGAUGACACAAUGACUCUAGAAAUGCUCAAGGGCGAUCUGUUCCCCUCAGGGUUGUCCCUGCCCUGGGGGUUCAUUUAGUUCUGACUGUAGCUGUUUUCAUCAAGAUUAAGUAUGGGGCGUUGACCUGUGGACUUGUUUGGCCUAGGAUUCUGAAUUAGGACCCUUUGUUUCUUGCCAUAGUGAAAGCAACCUAUGCUACCACAAGACCAAGUGCCUUGUAAUGAAGUUUUGAGAAACUAUUAGGUUAACUAAAUCAAAUCACUGCUCAUAAUGUUGAUUGAUGAUUAAAGAUAUGCCUUGGCUCUAAGGUGGCUUUGGCUCUCGCGCUCUGCCCCAUUUAUUUUUAUUUGUUUAUUUUGUCAGGUGGGGGGAUGUGGUGGUGAGCGAGGUGGGCACAUUUACUUUGAGAGUUGGGAUCAUGCAUUCUAGUCUACUGCAGAGCGGGUAUGUUUUCAACUAUUCUAUAUUGAAGUCAGAGUAACUUGUCACAGAUGUCAUUUAUUUCCAUUUAUUUUUAAAGCAGUUGGACUAUUAAAAUUUGGAAGACCAUACUUAAUGUAUAGUAUGUUAUGAAAUGACUAAAUGACGUGCCCUAGUGUCAAGUUUGUACAAAAGCCAUCUCACCGGUGGCGCAUGAUACUGCACAGACUGCUCUGCAGAAUUCAUCUCCUAUACAAUAGUCAAUAACACUGGCAACAGACCUGUUCUUAUCUCUACACAGUAUAUUUUCAACACUAAGAAAAUAAAUGAACACCAAUAAAGAAAAAGUUUGAGGGUUCUCCUUCCCCAUCAGUACUUCAGUGAGCCAGUUAUUACUUUAAGAUCCACUUCUAAAGAAGUCCCAACCAUUGCUGAUCAGUCUAUAAUACUCUUUCCCCUUCAUUCCCACAACACACAAGCUUCAACGUUGUGUUCCUGUGCCUGUUACCAAGUGACCGGCCUUCUUUUAAGACUCUUACCUGUUUACAGUCAGCUUACUCAUUGCUUGAGCUGAGAGAAGCAGAUUCAGCAAUCAUUCACCAAAAGGUGCAGUCGAGAGAAUGCAGGGUCCUGUGUUAUCCUGAUCAGCCGCUGGUGGAAGCCUGAAGCCGUGCAUAGAACCGAACCCACUGUAGACUUUAUUCUGCACACGUAAAUGCAGACACACAGACAUAUGAUGAAGUUUAAUUUACAAGUUAGGCCUAGUAAAAGAUUAACUACAACCACUAUAAAUUUAAUUGUAAUAACAAACUACAAUAAAAAUGUAUUCACAGUUUGUGAGUUUCUUAGUUCUUGAGUUUUUACUUGCCAUAUUCAGGGUGAACUUGCCCACAGGUGCUCAAAACUGCAGGAAACACAAGCGUGGCUUGGAGAGAUGACUGUCCUGUUUUGUUUCCAAUACUCAUAAUAAGGCUGUGCUCCGUUGCAAACUUAGCCUUCUUGUUGACAGUGGUUCCCUCACCUCAUAACUGCUAGUGCAUCUCUGGUAACUCAAUCUGUUGUGAAAUUUCACAUUCAUUUAUUCAGGAAAAGGAAUGAAUCAAAACUUAAAAUUCCUCCACUCUCAUCUGGAUGGUGGAAUUUGCACCACUUCCUUUAAAGGUGAAAAGACACUUGAAGCUGAGUGGCCCACUUUCCUGCAUGCCCAAGCCAACAGAACCACCAGUGUUUAGACUGUCCUGAUCUUAAAUAUCUGAGUUUGUCUUAAAAUAAGAAGAUGCUGCAUUAUAACUUUUAUUUCACCAGUUCUUUUGUGGAAAAGUUAGGAUAGGUUUAUUCAUUUUUAAGUAUUAAUUUUAGAAUUCUAAAAGCGUACAAAUGGCAUUUGUCUUUGGAUUCACAGAAAACUCUAGAUAUUCAUAUGUGAAUUAUUUAAACUCCCACAACACAUGCACUUUUGCUUUUCAAGCAUGAGUUAUAAUUUAAUUAAAAACUUCUGGUGCAUUGCUAGUGUUUUAAAUAUUAAUACGUUUCAUGGAUCACUUUCGAUUAUCUACUGUCUUGAAAUUCUUGAAGAUGUCAGAUUUUUAAGAUUCCCAAAGUCGCACUUGGAAUUGUCUGUUGAGGCAAAGGGGACUGUGAUAAUUACACACAUCCAUUAAGAUUAGCAGAGGAGAUAAACUUGGGGGAGGCUUAAUGGGCCUGUCUCAGUGACAGCUAGCAAAGAGCAUUUGGCAUGAUUAAGGAUGGGUUUGAAUGGAGUUGAAAAUCCACUCUCAUUAUGGACACCCAGUGGAAGUUGCACCACAAAAACCAAAUUCCCCAGAAGAAGAGUGGCAAGGCGGAGAAGCUUUGAAGCCCACUGUGGCCGCCAUGCAGAUCAUUCUCUUCCCAUUCUGUCUGCGCUGUCAGAAUCACUUUGUGAU